AUGCUUUACAAUAUUCAUGUCAAAGAAGGAUAUACUUUAGCCGAAGAUUUGGAAAAGCCUGAUGGAAUUGCUGUUGUUGGGUUUUUUAUGAAAAUUGGAAAAAUUGGAAGGAAAAUGGAAAAUUUUGAAAGAGUGAUUAGAUACGGUAAUCGGAUGAAAAAAUUGAUAGGAGGUCUCAAUAGGAGGUCAAGACUCUUCUUGGGGUUUUCAGGGCUUGGGGGACCCUAG
Molecule: messenger RNA, 228 nt
Organism: Meloidogyne enterolobii
Lineage: Eukaryota; Metazoa; Nematoda; Chromadorea; Rhabditida; Meloidogynidae
Source: the annotation of a GenBank genome assembly